AUGGCAUUAUAGUUAUUGAAUGAAUAUUAAGAAUUGAAAAGUUCCUUGAAAGAGUUUGAGGAAUCUUCUUUGACUAAAUUUAUUGAUCAAUUAAACAGCCAGAAUAGUUAAAUGAAGAAUCAUAAUUUGGAAAUACAAUUGAUUGAUAAUCAGUUUUGA
Messenger RNA from Paramecium octaurelia, 159 nucleotides. The record is from the annotation of a GenBank genome assembly. NCBI's taxonomy places the organism in Eukaryota, Ciliophora, Oligohymenophorea, Peniculida, Parameciidae.